GAUGACCAGCCCCUGACGACAGCUGUGCUCGCGCAAUGUUUUUGUGACUUUCGCAGUCUGUGCCCGGUACCAUGGCGUCUGGCGAGGAGGACGGAACUGUUGAGGAGAAAGAAACCAACAACAAGAAGCGGACUAAAGGCGCCAUCGUAACGGCAUGGCUCACGUUCUAUAAUAUCGCCAUGACAGCCGGGUGGCUUGUACUGACUGUUGCCAUGGUUAAGUAUUACCUUCAGAAAGGCACCCAUAAAGGCUUAUACAGAAAUAUAGCAAGGACACUCAAAUUUUUCCAGACAUUUGCACUGCUGGAGGUCGGCCACUGUGCUAUUGGAAUUGUGCGGACAUCUGUAAUUGUGACUGGGGUCCAAGUGUGUUCUCGGAUAUUCAUGGUUUGGUUUAUUACAAACAGCAUCAGACAGAUUCAGAACGAGGAGAGUGUGAUCUUGUUUGUAGUGGUAUGGACAGUUACAGAGAUCACUCGCUACUCUUUCUACACUUUCAACCUGCUCAACCAUCUGCCAUACUUCAUCAAGUGGGCCAGGUAUAACAUGUUUAUUGUCAUGUACCCACUGGGAGUAGUUGGUGAACUGCUGACUAUACAUGCUGCCUUACCAUAUGUUCGAAGAUCGGGCAUGUACUCCCUAAGGCUCCCCAACAAAUACAACGUGUCCUUUGACUAUUACUACUUCUUGAUCAUUGUCAUGCUGUCCUACAUCCCGUUGUUUCCUCAGCUCUACUUCCACAUGCUACGUCAAAGGAGGAGGGUACUUCAUGGAGAGAUCAUAGUAGAGAAAGACGAGUAGAAUGAAAUCUACAAUUGUUUUAAAAAAACACAGGUAGCCAUUAUUUUAUGAGAAAACUUUCUAAAUAACUUUAUGGUCAAAAUAAAAAGCUAAAAACAUUAAAUAUAUAAUAAUUUCUACAGAUAUUAGAUUACAUAUUUUUUAGCAAAGCCUGUUUUUAAGGUCCACCACAUUUUUUAGUUUAAUUAAAGAAAACUAUGUCUACAUCGUCAAAGAACUUUGAACCAAAGUACAAGGACACCUUAGUGUUAUCGGUAAUCAACUCGACUGACAAAAUACACUGCAUUUUUUAACAAUAUUUUAUCUCCCAGAUAUUCAAAAAGCACUGUGCUUCAAAUAAACAAUAUAAUUGCAUUAAUAUACAUCUUACGUGGGUUAAUCUGCUCUGUAUUUGUGAUGGUAUUGUCAUAAUAAUUUGUCAUGUUAUUAUGUUUAACAUGUUAGAUGAAAAAUCUUAAGUGUGUGAUCUUUACUAGUUAUUCGUAAGAAUGUUUUGAUUUCAGCAUAAAACUGUACUCUAACCAAGUGCAACAUGAUAUAGCAACAAGUGGUCAAAGCUCAUACAUGUUAGUUUGUUUCCAAACCAACUGAGACUGUGAAAACAAAACAUUUUGUCAAUUGUUUAGCUAAUAUUUUUGUGACGCCACUCUGACAUAUCAUUAGUCCAAAAACUCACUCACAUAAUUUAGUGUUAACUUUGUCCAAACAUGCAGCAGUUUUGGAUUUAGUUUGGAUAAACAAUGAUGUUGUUGCUUUGUUUAGGAUAUAUUUGUUACACUUCAGUGUGCACUAUGAUUUUUUUCUGCUGCUUUUGUGUUUACAAUCCAACUAGAGUAUAAAAGGUUGUAAAAGUCUGUACAGAUUAGUUCUCUAGAAAACAUUUAGCACAUGUUAGGUUAAUCCAAGACUAGUGUGAUGCUAGAAAAACCUCAUCAUUUGACUUUCAGACUUUGUGUUGUUGUUGUUGUUAUUUAUUUGUCUUUUGUUUGUUUUUUAAGAAACUUGAGUUCACAUGCUCUCUUUUUUUGAGUUGAUUCCCUCUCUACGGUGCUACAUUAUUUUAUUCUUCUGUGCAGCUGAGAAGAGAAAGAUUUGUCAUCAUUAGAGAAUUCAAAGUUACAUUGUAAUUUAAUUCAACACCUGGUAAUUGUACUGAAUGAAUAAAGGUCUUUAAGAAUAAAAAGAACAAUAAAAAGAACUGGCAAUAUUUACUCAGGCAUUAGUAUUGCUCACAUUGGUAAAUGUUUGUAGUGUAUGCACCUUCUAAAAAUAUAGAAGUUUUGUUAAGUUCAUCAUACUGAGAUUAUUAUAAUCGAGUAUAUGGCAUAAACACUUUUAGAUAGUAAUUGUCAAUUUCCUGUAAUCUGAGAUAUUGCUUUUGUACACAAACUUAAAUUGUUUUGUCAAAAUGCAAUUCAAAAGUCUUGUCAAAAUGCAAUUAAACUCUAAAUGCACAAUUUGACAUUUAAAAUGCAGAAUUGCAAUAAAACCACCUGUAAAGCUGCAUUUGCACCAUUUCCCCUGUAAUAACAAUACCUUUAUAAAUGCGGCUGAAUGUGUCUUAAAAUUUAAAUAAACACCAAAAGGCAUAUGUUA
This is a messenger RNA of Danio rerio (zebrafish), 2396 nucleotides long. RefSeq names its product 3-hydroxyacyl-CoA dehydratase 1 (gene hacd1). Gene Ontology annotation, biological process: fatty acid biosynthetic process. The record is from RefSeq and is marked validated. Gene Ontology annotation, molecular function: very-long-chain (3R)-3-hydroxyacyl-CoA dehydratase activity. Lineage: Eukaryota; Metazoa; Chordata; Actinopteri; Cypriniformes; Danionidae. Gene Ontology annotation, cellular component: endoplasmic reticulum membrane; membrane.